Messenger RNA from Agrilus planipennis (emerald ash borer), 3540 nucleotides. RefSeq names its product serine/threonine-protein phosphatase 2A regulatory subunit B'' subunit beta. Bases 379 to 2649 code for a protein of 756 amino acids. Gene Ontology annotation, molecular function: calcium ion binding; protein phosphatase regulator activity. The record is from RefSeq and is a predicted model, not a curated record. Gene Ontology annotation, biological process: protein dephosphorylation. Lineage: Eukaryota; Metazoa; Arthropoda; Insecta; Coleoptera; Buprestidae. The transcript has 10 exons. Gene Ontology annotation, cellular component: protein phosphatase type 2A complex.
CAAGCGUUCGAGCUUUACAUUUCGUUCGCUUCUCGCAUCGAGUGAGCACGUUCGCGGUGAAACGGUCUGUCAAAACCUUUGAAUUUAUAGUGUGUUUAUUUAAACAAUCCGUCCGCCAAAAAUGCGCAAUUUAAUAAACGGUCUCUAUUCGGACCAAUAAAAUUAAGUGCUUCUGCAUGAUCGCAACCGUAGUUCCUAUUUAAAAUAGAGUGUGUUAAAGAGUGCAGCAAAAAUUGUUCUUGGAUUAGCACACUGCGUCGAGAUAUCAUGAAAAUCAUUCGUCGCUGCUUUCGGUUAAUCGCGUUAAGUAAUAAUUUCGUUUUCGUAUCAUAAUCCGAGCCUUUGGUCUUUCAAGGCCAACUUCGGUACUAAUUAUUCAUGAUGGCGACAACAGCUCGUAGGCGCGAUCCAGACGACGAUAUUGCAGCCAUAGCUAAGCAGAUUUCGGAUCAAGCCGAGGCAAUUUAUCAAAAUUGGAAAGCUCGUGGAUUAGCACCUGCAGAAAUACUUAAUUGUCAUGCUGCAGGAGAUACUUCCAGACUAGAUUCAAUGUUGAAGCCGCAGCCGGUGGCGAAGUCGUCCAUCGAGCUGUUAGCCCAGUCGCCGACGAUGGACAACAAUAGGCUGGAGAAACUGGUGAAGAACUUCGUGGUCGAAGAUAAAGCUCGACUAGCGGCCCGUAACAAAAAUAUGGCCUCCAGCAUACAAUACGCGCUGCAGAAGUUUGAAAAGAAUGCCACGGCGCAUUCCGAUCACGAUAAUUACGUUGGGGUACGAAAGGUGCCCCUUCGAACAAAUAAUUACACUCCUGUUUCCACGUCGGUUUCGACCUCCGUCACUACCACCAUGAAUAAUAGCGCCACCGUACCUGUUGUACAGACUCAAAUUACCAAACCAGCAAUAAGCCAAAAACCCCAGUUAUCCCCAAAGCCCCGUCUUCCGGAAACGGUAGAGGUCACGUUUCCAGACAGCAAUCUGCAAGCGUGGCCUCUCAAAAACAAAUUCAACUCAAACGCUGCCAGCGAAAAUUCCAAAAGACUAUCACCAUCAUCACUAGACGUCAAACCGACAACGCCGACGGUUACGUUAAUAUCAAACACCCAGUACAACAGCCUGCCAACCAAAACGGCCAUCAUCUCCAACAGCAUAUCGCCACCAACGACAAAAUCUUUGGUGGACGAAGUUGCGCUGGAAGAGAAGAAACUCAUCAAUGCGUUGAAGAACGGUGUUGUGAUUAUUUUGAUUUUGUUCUGGAUACAGCUCCCUCCAAAGCAACAAGUCGCUCAACACACCACCCUUCAGAGGCACGUCAGAGCCCAUCGUAAUGUCCAUAUCCCUAAAUUUCACUUUCCCGCGGGUAAACCAAGUCCUCCCGGUCAUCUUGAAGCGGUUCGUGCUCGGGUUUCGGUAGCGUUUGCUAACAUAGGAGAACGGGCUUCCAGAGAACAUUUCGAACAAAUAGUCAAAGCUUGUCAAUUACCGCUGUAUUGGAAGACUCCCCUUUACCUUGCCGCAUGUGCCGACAAAGGGUCCUGUACAUUGGAACAAUUCAUGCAAUUCUGGACAGGAAUGGCAACCGCUUGUCAUGAUGCUGCAUCUCGAUUCGUGUAUAUGCUGACUAGAGGCCGUCGCAACUGGUUGGGCCCCGAAGACUUCAUACCUCUCGUUCAAGAUGUGGUUGAAACACAUCCUGGUCUUACGUUCCUAAAAGAAGCCACCGAAUUUCAUUCGCGUUAUGUUCACACGGUUAUCGCGAGGAUAUUCUACUGCGUAAACAGAUCUUGGUCAGGCAGAAUUUCGAUAUCAGAACUCAGAAGAUCCAAUCUUCUCAACAUCAUCCAGCUUUUGGAAGAGGAGGAAGACAUAAAUCAAAUAACCGCGUACUUCAGCUACGAGCACUUCUACGUUAUAUACUGCAAAUUUUGGGAACUGGAUAGAGAUCACGAUCUUUACAUCGAUAAACACGAUCUGGCCAGACAUAGUGAUCAUGCACUUUCGUUCCGUAUAAUCGACAGGAUCUUUAGCGGUUGUGUGACCCGAGGUCAACGUAGAAACAAACACGACGAGAAGAUGUCGUAUACGGAGUUUGUGUGGUUCCUUUUGAGCGAAGAAGACAAAAAUCAUCCCACCGCAAUCGAAUAUUGGUUCAGAUGUAUGGACAUUGAUGGUGAUGGUUAUCUGUCCAUGUACGAGCUCGAGUACUUCUAUGAAGAACAAAUGCAUCGUAUGGACGCUAUCGGAAUUGAAACUCUUCCAUUUCAAGACUGCUUAUGUCAAAUGCUAGAUAUGGUGAAACCAAAAGUGCCGGGAAAAAUAGCCCUAAGUGAUCUGAAAAAGUGCAAAAUGACUUCGAUAUUCUUCGACACAUUCUUUAAUUUAGAAAAGUAUUUGGAUCAUGAACAAAGAGACCCAUUCGCAUCACAACGGGAACACGAUUACGAUGGCCAGGAGAUGUCCGAUUGGGAUCGAUAUGCCGCUGAAGAAUACGAAUUAUUGGUUGCCGAAGAAGGAAAUGAUCAACCCGAUAGUCUCUCAUAUGAGGACGGUAACGACGAAGACUUCCUCUCGAGCAACUUGGACGGUGUCUUGGAAGUCUCUGACAUGCCAAUCAGUGGUUUGUCUGAUGAAAGUGAUGAGUGUAGUAUAUAGCAGAUAACAGACUGCGAAUGUUGCCAUAUAGUUGAAACAUAGAACACAAACAAAUUUUGAUUUCUAGUCCCUCAUACAGCAUACAAAAAUAAUUUCGUUUUUUAUCUGUAACUUAUUAUAUGUGUAUAGUUUGUUAACAUCGUUUGAUAUCUAUCUACUCCUUUUUUUACUCGUUUUUAAAUAUGGUCAAAUGACGGUUGUUUUUUCGGUUAUUAACGUUUUAUUUUUUUUUUUUUAACAUUUUGUCAGGACUUUAGUACCUACCUAGGUAGGGACUCGAACGUUGUGUAUGUACAGUGAUUACAUAUGAUUAUCAAUUAAUAUUAUGGCAGAACAAAAAUAAUAAUAACCCAGUUGAGUGCAUAUUUUUACACGGUAGUAGAUUAGAAAAAAAAUGAUGAUGAAAUGCACAAUGGAAUCGAAUAAUAAAAUAAUAAUAAUAUUAAUGUAUUACGUAUAUUGUAAGGUUUUUUUUUCGACAUAAUUUUUAACGUUUUUCUGUUUUCGUAUUUGGCUAUUAUGACUAAGUAGUUAUAAAAUAUUAUUGUUACUGUAUCAUCUCAUGUCUAGAUGCUUCUUUAGCAUCUAUUGUCUCACAAAUAAAUACCACGGUUACGUAAAGAAAAUAAAAUUAAAUAAAUAACGUUCAUUUGAAAGUAUUUAGUAGUAUUUAAGGUGUGUGAGCGUGUCUGUUGUAUUAUUACUAUUACAAUUACUAUUAUUAGAAGAUUGUUUGUAUUUUUUAAGCAUUUUUAAAAAUUAUUAUCAUUUGACGUUUGUAGUACGUAUUGGUGCAACUAUUGUUACAGUAAAUGAUAUAGUUUAUUAACAAUUAUUUUACUUAUAACGUUUUACUAGUCAUUUUUAUCGAGAUCUAUUUAUAUCGAUUCU